Neoarius graeffei (lesser salmon catfish) is the source of this 1243-nucleotide messenger RNA. RefSeq lists its product as uncharacterized. Gene Ontology annotation, biological process: response to bacterium. The record is from RefSeq and is a predicted model, not a curated record. The transcript is spliced from 5 exons. Lineage: Eukaryota; Metazoa; Chordata; Actinopteri; Siluriformes; Ariidae. Bases 26 to 775 code for a protein of 249 amino acids.
UUGUCUCUCGUCUGAUAGUUCAACAAUGAUUGGGUUUGAAAUUCUGCAUGUGUCCCUCUGUGUCAUGGGUUUGCUCUCAGAGACUCUGUGCUCUUUAACUGUGGAGGUGGAAGCUGGAGAUAACGCCACUGUUUGGUGCCAACAUGAGCUGAGUGAUACAGGUUACAUCUACUGGUAUAAACAUAUAAAUGAUUCAGUUCGACAUCUUCUUGGCUGUAAGCAUUUUUUUGGGUCGAGUCCAUCAAAGAAUUGUAUUUUCUUUACUGAAAGUGAGCGAAUAGUGAUGUCUGUUCAUGGCAAGAACACGUCUCUCACCAUCACCGCAGUAAAUGUCUCUGAUACAGGACUGUAUUACUGCAGCUUCAUAGAGCUGGACCAAGUGAACUUUAGGAACUCGACCUUUUUACAAGUGAAAGACAGAAAUAAAACACUUUCUGAGAACCCGGACAGAGCGAAAGGUUCAGUCUCUUCUGUGUUCUUCAUACUGAAUGUGGUGUUCGGUGCAGUGAUUGUGAUUCUUCUCAGUGUCCUGAUCUUCAUCAUACUGAAACACAGAGAAACACACAGAGGUUUAUUCUCAGGAACAAUGAAAGCACACAUGCUAAAGUCGAGGAGAAAAUCCUCAAGGUUCUCAGAGAAUGAGGCUCUCAAGUUUCUCCACCAUGAGGGUUUUAUGAUCUCGACACAUCUCGAGGAAAUAUGUGAGGUUCACCUGAUUUAUUAUUUAUAUCUGAUCAUCUCUGUGUGCGGGACGGCAAGGUGGUGUAGUGGUUAGCACUGUCGCCUCACAGCAAGAAGGUCUGGGUUCGAGCCCCGUGGCCGGUGAGGACCUUUCUGUGGAGAGUUUGCAUGUUCUCCGCGUGGGUUUCCUCCGGGUGCUCCGGUUUCCCCCACAGUCCAAAGACAUGCAGGUUAGGUUAACUGGUGACUCUAAAUUGACCGUAGGUGUGAAUGUGAGUGUGAAUGGUUGUCUGUGUCUAUGUGUCAACCCUGUGAUGACCUGGCGACUUGUCCAGGGUGUACCCCGCCUUUCGCCCGUAGUCAGCUGGGAUAGGCUCCAGCUUGCCUACGACCCUGUAGAACAGGAUAAAGCGGCCACAGAUAAUGAGAUGAGAUGAGAUGAGAUCUCUGUGUGUCCUCUGUGUCUCUGCAGGAUCCGGACUCGGACUCGUUGUGUUACGCUGCACUACAGUUCUCAAAGAAGAAAACCAAGAGGAGCGAGAGACGUGAUGAAAAUGUGGAU